AUGGCGUCCAAUAAUUCGAAGUAUUCUAGCACUCGCUACCAUGACGCGAGCCUACAAGAAUUUUUCAGUUUUGAGGAGGUGGUGCUUAAAGGACUAGCCUCCGAUGGCGGACUGUUCCAUCCGCAUGAGGUGCCCAGUGUUCGCUCAAGGUAUCAGGAAUGGAAGGAUCUAUCGUUCGCAGAGCUCGCAUAUCAAGUCAUCAGGCUAUAUGUCAACGAGCACGAAAUCUCUGACGACGAGCUUCGCUCCAUUGUCGACCGGAGUUACUCCACUUUCAGGCAUCCUGAUACCGUGCCUCUUGUCACGCUUGACAAGAAGAAUGACCUUCAUCUUUUGGAACUCUUCCAUGGGCCAACCUUCGCCUUCAAGGAUGUUGCUCUACAGUUUCUGGGAAAUCUCUUCGAGUUUUUCCUAGUGCGAAAAAAUCAAAAACUUGAGCAGGGACAGCCGAGGCACCAUCUCACAGUGAUCGGAGCGACAUCUGGUGACACGGGAUCUGCAGCAAUCUACGGCCUUCGGGGAAAGAAGGAUGUGAGUAUCUUCAUCACGUUUCCAGACGGCAAGGUGUCGCCCGUUCAAGAAGCGCAAAUGACCACCGUUUUGGAUCAGAAUGUGCAUUGUAUUGCCGUCCAAGGGACUUUUGACGACUGCCAGGACUAUGUGAAAGCACUGUUCGCUGAUCCAGAAAUGAACAAGAUCCACCAUCUUGCUGCGGUGAACUCGAUCAACUGGGCUCGAAUCUUAGCCCAGAUUACAUAUUACUUCUAUGCUUAUUUCCAACUCCUGAAGCAAAGGCCAGAGCUCCAGCAAGUCAAAUUUGUUGUCCCAACUGGCAACUUUGGUGAUAUACUUGCAGGGUACUAUGCAAAACGGAUGGGUCUUCCGGCGUCAAAGCUUGUAAUUGCGACGAAUGAAAAUGAUAUCUUGCAUCGGUUCUGGCAGACUGGGUCUUAUUCGAAAAAGGAGACACCGGCUAGGGAAGCUCACGAAGGACUCAAGGAGGACGGAGCCCAAGCACAUGAAGCGGGGGUCAAGGAGACAUUCAGUCCCGCGAUGGACAUCCUUGUCUCGUCCAACUUCGAGCGACUUUUGUGGCAUUUGACGCUGGAGAAUGAGUUGGAGAGGAACCCUCAGAAUAGAUUCGAAAUGUCGGUUCGCGCAGCAGGUCACAAGCUCCACGACUUGUUUCAGUCAUUGAAACAGACAGGAUCCUUCACCGUUGAACCGGAUGUUCUGGACAAGGCGAGGGAGAUCUUCAGUACGCACCGAGUCAGCAACGCAGAGACAUUGGAGACAAUAAGAGGAAGCUAUCAGGGCCAACUCAUUUCUAAGAAUAAGUAUGUUCUGGAUCCUCACUCGGCUAUUGGAGUGGCGGCGAGUUUGCGUGAAAUCACAACGACAGGAGCAAGUGAUGUGCCGACUAUCUCACUUGCAACAGCACAUCCUGCCAAAUUUGCAGGGGCGGUGGAAUUGGCGUUGAAGGAAGAAAAGGAAUUUGACUUCAAGACAGUACUACCUGAAGAAUUUGUUGGGCUGGACGCCCAGGAACGAAGGGUGUUGAAGGUAUCGAGUGAGGAAGGGCUGGGGGGCAUUCGGGACCUCAUUACCAGGCAGGUCGAGACGGAAAAAGCCUCCUUAAAAACUGCUGUCUAG
Messenger RNA from Exophiala aquamarina CBS 119918, 1653 nucleotides. Its product is annotated as threonine synthase. The coding region runs from base 1 to 1653 and encodes 550 amino acids. Lineage: Eukaryota; Fungi; Ascomycota; Eurotiomycetes; Chaetothyriales; Herpotrichiellaceae. The transcript has a single exon. The record is from RefSeq and is a predicted model, not a curated record. Gene Ontology annotation, biological process: L-threonine biosynthetic process. Gene Ontology annotation, molecular function: threonine synthase activity; pyridoxal phosphate binding.